AUGAGAUCGCAAACAUUCCUCGCCGCCGUCAUGGCCAUCUGGGCAGCUGCCCCGGCUUCUGCUCAGACCUACACAAAUUGCAAUCCUCUCACAAGCACCAAUUGCCCAGCCGACACAGCACUUGGCAAAUCAGUAAACAUCGAUUUUACCUCUGGGGAAUCCAGCUCCUUCACCCCUCAGGGCAGCCCAACAUACGAUUCAAAUGGAGCCUCAUUCACAGUAGCAAAAGCUGGUGAUUCUCCACUCAUUGCAUCAAAAUGGUACAUCAUGUUCGGCCACGUCGAGUUCGUGGUCAAAGCGGCUCCCGGGGUUGGAAUUGUGAGCAGCGCGAUCCUACAGUCAGACGACCUGGAUGAAAUCGACUUUGAAUGGCUUGGAUAUGACGAUGCCAAUGUCCAAACCAACUACUUCGGCAAGGGUGAGACGACCACCUAUAAUCGAGGGCAGGCAAAUGCCGCCGCCAGUAAUCACGAUGAUUUCAUUACGUAUGCCAUCGACUGGACAGCUGAUCAAAUCACCUGGCAAGUCAAUGGAGCCACUGUCCGGACUUUGACUCCAGACUCGACUGGAGGGUACCCAUAUCCUCAGACUCCAAUGAUGAUCAAGGUUGGCUCGUGGAGUGGUGGUGACGCUUCAGCAGCCCUCGGUACUAGACAAUGGGCGACAGGUCAAGCUUCGGGCACCGUAUACACCGACUACACCUCCGGACCCUACUCCAUGGUGCUUAAGUCUAUUGCCGCCACUGACUAUUCGACUGGGAGUCAGUAUGAAUACUCGGGCACAGACGGUACAUGGCAGUCCAUCACCGCUGUAAAUGGUAAAGUCGUUUCAACUGGCAAUGGUGAUACUGCAAUCAACGCCGACGUAGCGCCAUCAACCACCGGGACUACCAACGGCCCAAUGCCAUUUCAAGGAACUCAUGCUGAGUCGUCAUCGUCCGUCAUUCAGCCAAACGCGGGCGGAUGGACCCCAACUACGCUUUCGUCAAGCAGCACGGCAACAGUCACAACAUAUCCGGGUCUGCCAGCUGGGUGGACAGUGACAAGUUCUGGCAAAGUCCUUCCGCCAAGUGCGGCAUCUGUAACGUCCCCACAAGUAUCGUCUACUUCAUUGCCAGCGGACUCGCAGCAGGGUUCUCCUGGGGAUGGUGGAUAUGAAGUCGUCACAUCGUAUAAUCAACAAGGAUUUCCUAUGAUCAUCACUCAACCAGCUGGAGCUGCGACUGCGGUGAAGUCAUACAACGAACAAGGUUUCUUGAUCACCGACAGCCCUUCUUUCACGACUCGAGCAUCGCCUACAGCUCUUGCUGACAGUGCUGUAAGCUCGCCUGUUGUUUCUGCGGCGGCUUCCGCCUCUCAAAAGGUCACAAAACUCGUUUCAGCUUCUGCGAAGGCAGGGGCCUGGAAGGCUGCAGACCUUGUAAUUCUAUUCGCGGGCUGGCUCCUGGCCACUUCGCUCAUGCUUUGA
This is a messenger RNA of Letharia columbiana, 1467 nucleotides long. RefSeq lists its product as uncharacterized. The transcript has 5 exons. NCBI's taxonomy places the organism in Eukaryota, Fungi, Ascomycota, Lecanoromycetes, Lecanorales, Parmeliaceae. Gene Ontology annotation, cellular component: fungal-type cell wall. Gene Ontology annotation, biological process: carbohydrate metabolic process; fungal-type cell wall organization. The record is from RefSeq and is a predicted model, not a curated record. Bases 1 to 1467 code for a protein of 488 amino acids. Gene Ontology annotation, molecular function: glycosyltransferase activity; hydrolase activity, hydrolyzing O-glycosyl compounds.